Rhineura floridana is the source of this 1335-nucleotide messenger RNA. It is a transcript of the gene CCDC86, whose product is annotated as coiled-coil domain containing 86. The record is from RefSeq and is a predicted model, not a curated record. Gene Ontology annotation, cellular component: nucleolus. Bases 152 to 709 code for a protein of 185 amino acids. The transcript has 4 exons. Lineage: Eukaryota; Metazoa; Chordata; Lepidosauria; Squamata; Rhineuridae.
AUCUAUGAUCAAAUGAAUGUAUCCGCCCCUGUGUUCGUCACAAGCCUGACUCGUUCGUUCUGCGCGUAUGGUCGCGGACGUAAUGUCAUCCGAUAGAGACGUUCGUUAAUCUCCCACGUGGAGAGUUUGUGGGGAAACCGUAGAGAGGAGUAUGGCGGCGCCUAGUGCAGAAAUUGAACCAUUGAAUGGCCAACUGCCUCCAGAGACUGAACGAGGAGAGGAAGUCCAGCAGCCGGGGAACGGGGAAGGAGUGGUCGCCUUGGUAGGAGCUGGAUCACGGAAGCGGCAGGCAGCUUCUUUAGACAAGAAGCGAACGGAAGCGACUGCCCUCCCCAGAGGAAAGCCUAAAUCAGGACGUGUGUGGAAAGACAUUGGCAAGAAGCGGUUUUCCCACAUGACUCAAGAUAAGCCUUUGCGUACCUCAUGGGAACGCAAGAUGAAGGAACGUCAGGGGAAAAAAAUGGUCAAAGAUCUUGAACGGCAGUUGGAGGAAGAAAAACAGAAGGAACAUGAGGAGAAAAAACAGCGUAGGGAGGAAAACUUAAAAAGACGGCAGGAGAAUGAGCGGAAAGCAGAGAUAGUGCAAGUGAUUCGGAAUCCGCUAAAACUGAAGCGAACAAAAAAGAAGCAGUUGCGCCGUAUUGAGAAGCGGGACACACUAGCACUACUGCAGAAGCACCAGGCACAGCGCAAAUCAGCCAAGGAAUAAGGAGGGGAUGAUCUCCCUCACUCUGAGUUCUUGCUCAUUGAAAAUGACUUCUUGAGAUUUGCAAGACAAGAUGCUGUCCUCACUGCACUAGGAAGCUUGGAUAUGCUGCUAGUUUUCUACCUGGCUUCUCUUGCCACUGAAGAUCAGAUUUUUUCCCCAGCAAAGUCAGCAUUGUAUCCAAAUGCCCCUUGGCUGAAGCCUCCCUUUGUUUUUCUCUGGUGAUGGCAACGCAGGAUGCUGCAGACUGAACUGCUGAGACUUCUUUUCACAAUAACUUUCCUCCAGGACAGCAAAAGAUCAAACUAAAGAGUUUUGAAGAUGUGCAACUUCCAGAUUGCAGGGUUAUAUGUGAAAGAUCAUACGUAAUCUGGGUGGGUUCUUUAUUGAGAUAUGAAUGGAAUAGGGCUGUCACCUGGGUCUGAAGUAAUUAAAAUCAUUACUUGAGCUGUGUUAGAAAUUGAAUUUAGCACCCGUGUGAACUUUUAACUAUGUGAUGUCAGGCAACUAAUGUCUGGGAUCUGAUUAUUAGGGUUGGUACUGAUCAAAGCAGAUGCCCUGACUGACUGUUGAAACUUUAAAAGACUCUGUAUUUAUAGAAAAUAAAAGGAGGCUUGCCUUGCUUGGAA